Molecule: messenger RNA, 1509 nt
Organism: Protomyces lactucae-debilis
Lineage: Eukaryota; Fungi; Ascomycota; Taphrinomycetes; Taphrinales; Protomycetaceae
Product: kinase-like domain-containing protein
Exons: 2
Biological process (GO): protein phosphorylation; intracellular signal transduction; regulation of MAPK cascade
Cellular component (GO): cytoplasm
Molecular function (GO): protein serine/threonine kinase activity; ATP binding
Source: RefSeq, a predicted model, not a curated record
GCAAGUGGCAAAUUGGCAAUUGGCACACCGUACGAUGCCGUUCAUCUGACGCAUGUCGGUUUUGACUUGGAGACGGGUGAGUUUACAGGCCUGCCAAAGGAAUGGCAAAAGCUGCUUGCUGAAUCUGGCAUCUCACAAAGAGAGCAAGAACAGCAUCCACAAGCCGUUAUGGAUAUUGUACAAUUCUAUCAAGACUCUGCAGCCAAGGAGGAUGAUCAAGUUUGGGAGAAGUUACAAUUCACAACCGUUCAGGAUAAUGGUGUUUGGGAUGGUUUGGCGAGCAGAAGCCCACAAUCACCACAAUCUGGCAGUACGCGACGACCAUCUACUGCACAGGAGCAAGGACGUUCACCCACUGGUUGGAUGCAUCCACGUUCACCGCCACCCGUACCGCCACACUCGAGUCAUCCCGCCGUUACAUCCAAUUAUAGUCUCAAACGAUCACAGGUAAAAUCGCCGAUACAGCCAAGCUCGGCAGAUCAGCAGAAUGGCUAUACUACACCCCAAAUCCUACCAUCACAACGUGUGGCACCUCCAGUGCCAGCUGGACAUAAUGCUGAAACGCGAAAAGCGGCACAAGCAACUGCACCACCGGUUCGUCGUCGUGAAAAGAAGACACCCGGGCCGGCUGAUUUUGAUAUUGUCAAAAAGCUGACUGAGAUUUGCAAUGCGUCAGAUCCCAAUGAGAGCUACCGAUCACUCGUCAAGAUUGGCCAAGGUGCUUCAGGCGGCGUGUAUACAGCGUACUCGAACGCCACGGGACAGGCUGUUGCCAUCAAGCAAAUGAAUCUUGAACAGCAACCAAAGAAGGAUCUCAUCAUCAAUGAAAUUCUCGUCAUGAAGAGUUCACGGCACUGCAAUAUCGUCAAUUACAUUGAUUCCUUCCUGUACCGAGGCGACUUGUGGGUCGUCAUGGAGUACAUGGAGGGCGGCAGCUUGACUGACGUGGUGACUUGCAAUAUCAUGACUGAAGGACAGAUUGCAGCUGUGUGCAAGGAGACCCUAGAGGGAUUGUGUCACUUGCAUUCAAAGGGCGUUAUUCAUCGUGACAUCAAGUCAGACAAUAUUUUGCUAUCCAUGCAAGGCGACAUCAAAUUAACAGACUUUGGUUUUUGUGCUCAAAUCAAUCCUGAGGGAGGCGCAGGGCAUGGUUCAAAGCGAACGACCAUGGUAGGGACACCGUAUUGGAUGGCGCCUGAAGUGGUGACUCGCAAAGAGUAUGGCGUCAAAGUCGAUGUUUGGUCCUUGGGCAUCAUGGCCAUUGAAAUGGUUGAAGGCGAGCCACCCUAUCUCAAUGAGAAUCCACUCAGGGCGCUCUACUUGAUUGCCACGAAUGGCACUCCAAAGAUCAACAAUGCAGACUCUCUCAGCCCGGAGUUUCAAAGCUUCCUGAAAGACUGUCUCGAGGUGGACGUUGAGCUACGACCUUCCUCCACCCAGUUGUUGUCACAUGCAUUUUUCCAAAAGGCAGAACCGUUGUCGAGCUUGGCACCGCUCAUUCGCGCUGCU